AUGGUGGAUAGCGAUAUCGAUUCGGAUCGACCUUGUCGCAUCCUCGCGGUCUCAAUCUUCUGCUUGUUUCUGACUUGGGUUGCGGUUCCACUACGCAUCUACUCGAAACUCUGCUUGACCCGCGUGUUUACUCUCGACGACAAGCUGUUGUGCUUGGUACAAGCCGUGUUCACGACGUAUCUUAUCACAUCAAUAAUGGGCGUUGCCCAUGGUCAGGGUCGUGAUGCGACGGAGAUAUCUGUAGAAGACAGAAGAAUAGCACUCCAAUAUUUCUUCUGCGCCGAGAUUCUCUACAUAACAACGACCAUACUAUUGAAACUUUGCGUUGGCAUCCUCCUUCUGCGCAUCGCCAUCGUUCCGGCACACAUCCGGAUCUUGCGCAUCCUUCUAUUCGCGACGAUCCUUUUCGGCGUUUUGUAUCUCCUCCUCGUCUUCUUUCAGUGCCGGCCUGUCAGCACAUUUUGGGACGAAAGCCCCCGCGCGCCGGGCCGUUGUUUCGAAAAGAGCGUCGUGCUCGGUAGCACUUUCACGGCGGCAAUAUUGAACUGCAUUGCGGACAGUACAUUUGGUCUUCUGCCGCUGUUUAUUGUCUGGUCGCUUCAUAUGCGCAGAAGAACAAAAGUACUAGUAACUGUCCUGCUUAGUUUCGCAUCCAUUGCGAGCAUCGCAACAAUCAUUCGCGCAGUCACUAUACCAUCCAUCUUGAGCGAAGAAAACUUUCUCCGUGAUACCACAUACUUGGCUGUCUGGAGCGCCAUCGAACCUGGAAUAGGCAUAUCAGCAGCUUGCGCGCCGGCUUUUCCUCCCAUUUUCCGACAGCUGUUCGGGAACAAACAGCGACAGGGGCACGAUAGGGGCAUCUGGCGGACAAGAUCGCUCCCCACGGUUGCGACGACAACAACGACAACGACAAGAACGUCGAAAAAGUGGUUCAGGGAUAGCAAAUCCCGUAUUGAAGAAUCAUCAAGAGAAAUGCCUUGUCUGCGGUUUGACAAUGUUGCAUCGGAAUUCUGGAUCUCAGGACCAGAGUCGCGAAAUCAGACUUUAUGGGCAUCUUCGUUGCCGCACGGACUUUGGUCAGACUCCUUUAUCGACUCCACAUCUACCAAACAUUCGUUGUCAACUGGCGGGUCAAAUUCGAAGCUGCCACAAUUUGGGAUCAUGAAGACAUUGGAGUUCGAACUAUCUUAUGAAGGGCGGGUGUGA
Colletotrichum destructivum is the source of this 1206-nucleotide messenger RNA. RefSeq lists its product as uncharacterized. The record is from RefSeq and is a predicted model, not a curated record. Bases 1 to 1206 code for a protein of 401 amino acids. Lineage: Eukaryota; Fungi; Ascomycota; Sordariomycetes; Glomerellales; Glomerellaceae. The transcript has 4 exons.